This is a messenger RNA of Nematolebias whitei (Rio pearlfish), 367 nucleotides long. RefSeq names its product gamma-interferon-inducible lysosomal thiol reductase. The record is from RefSeq and is a predicted model, not a curated record. Gene Ontology annotation, molecular function: oxidoreductase activity, acting on a sulfur group of donors, disulfide as acceptor. Gene Ontology annotation, cellular component: lysosome. Lineage: Eukaryota; Metazoa; Chordata; Actinopteri; Cyprinodontiformes; Rivulidae.
GUGCACACAGAAGACCUGCAGGACAAAGCCUUGUCGUCCUUAUUCGUGCUGGUCUGUGACACGUUUGAGGGAUCCAAGCCUCCUGCCUGUGGAGGGUCCAAACAUCAACACUACAGAAGUUACUGCCACAAUGAAUUUUGAAGUAUUUUAUCCUCCAGAUGUGGCACAUGACCAAAAACACUGAGGAAUCUCAUCACCACUUAGUUUAAUGUUAAUGUUAAUACAUUUUCCAUUUCACCCAGUGACGUGCAGUCAGGGGAGGCAGGUGAGGCAGUGCCGCACCCGUUAUCAUGACAAGUACAAUACUUACAAUGAUAAGAGAAAAUACAUUUGACCACUGACUGUUCUAUAAAACCAUUUUAUAAAA